Messenger RNA from Fomitiporia mediterranea MF3/22, 432 nucleotides. RefSeq lists its product as uncharacterized. The transcript has 2 exons. The record is from RefSeq and is a predicted model, not a curated record. The coding region runs from base 1 to 432 and encodes 143 amino acids. Lineage: Eukaryota; Fungi; Basidiomycota; Agaricomycetes; Hymenochaetales; Hymenochaetaceae.
AUGUCCAGCGUCGUGAGGAGGAGGAUGGUAGGCAAGGAAAAGGAGAGUCGGAUAGGAGAGGGAGAGACGAAGGGUGUGGGUGGGCAGGAGGAUAGGGAGAAGCGGGAUAAAAACACGCGAUACGGCCUCGUUUCGUGUCUAAGAAAAGCAGCCGAAAAUAGUGAAGAAAGGCAAGUAAAGCAACAGAAGCAGAAAACUCGCUGCAAAGGCGAAGAGCAGAAUUUGAUUGAAGAGCAUGUCAGCCGCAUAUACUACUCCCAUACCAGCACGAUCCUCGCUCGGCGGAAGUCCCACUGUGCAGCGGUACACUGCGAUGUAGCAGUCGCAGUCCUCUAUCCAUCUUGCCUCCCGCUUGUCGGUGUUCUCUUUCCACGUUCAUCUUCCUCUUCCCGCGCAUCCACCCAGCUCACAGGCCUCGACCACGAGAACUGA